This is a messenger RNA of Colletotrichum aenigma, 435 nucleotides long. RefSeq lists its product as uncharacterized. Lineage: Eukaryota; Fungi; Ascomycota; Sordariomycetes; Glomerellales; Glomerellaceae. The record is from RefSeq and is a predicted model, not a curated record. The coding region runs from base 1 to 435 and encodes 144 amino acids. The transcript has a single exon.
AUGCAGAUCACCAACAUCUUCCUCUCUGCCCUGGCUGCUGCCGCCGUCUCCGCUUCCCCCGUUGAGAAGCGUGACUCCAAGUCCAUGAUGGCCGCCGUUCCCGAGUGGACCAUUGAGAAGUUCACUCGCUCCUGCAACGCCGAGGACACCUCUUGCAACUACAGCUUCUCCAUCAACACCCACACGGCGGACGCCACUGCCUGCGCCUUCACCACCACCGGUUCUCCCGCCAGCAGAGCUGCCUCCAACGCCAAGUGCGGCGCCUACACCGUUACCUCUGGCUGGAGCGGCCAAUUCGGCCCCGAUGCCGGUUUCACCACCUUCUCGAUCACCGACCAGAAGCUCAUCGUCUGGCCCGCCUACACCGACAAGCAGCUUGUCAACGGCCAGGCUGUCAACCCCGACCAGAGCUACGCUCCCCAGAACCUCCCUUAA